AAUAUAUAUAUAUAGACGAUGUUGCCAAAUAAGUUUUUUUGUGAGGUUUUAUCAUUUCAGUAAUCUUAAAUCUUUAGAAAAUAUCCGGACUUGUAUCUUGUGCGUCCUUUGCUUAUUGGAAAAGUGAAAUCAGGUCUGCUUGUUUUGUAAAAAUAAAUAAAUAAAUGAAUGAAUGAAUCUUUCGGCCAACAAUGAACUAUCGGGCUUUAUAAUCGACGGGCUUGAAAUGACUGAAACAACAAUUCUCCGGACAGAUUAUCAAUUUUUCUCGAAAAUAAAUCAUAUUUGAUACAUCAAGCAAACCGAUACACAGUAUAAUAAUCGUAAACAGCGGUGCUUCGCGCAUUAGUGAACUGGUGAAAUUAAAAGGCCACAACACAUUACCAUUUGCAUGCAAAUAGUUGCCUAAAUCAUACAGAAACUAAAAAGUUUUUUUGGCAGAAACUGAGUUGCUGUGAUCCUCUCUGUGUCAAUCAAUUGCAAAUUCAAAUAAUCCGAAUAGUUUUUUGUUGUGUAAAAAAAGAAGAAAAAGAAAAGUUAUUUGGAUUUAUGAAUUCAAAAGCAAUUUUAAGAAUAGUUCAACCUCAAAGGUACACGCACACACUCACUAUAAGUGAACGGAGUGGUGGGGUUCUACAAGUUACAUACAAAUAGGCUACACGGCAACAAACAGGCUUCAUAGUCUGCUAUUAUUCAAUGAGCCUUUAAUGAAAACAGUAAUCGUGUGCGUUAGGAUAAUAAACCUGUGGCAGACUAUACUCCUGUGUUUUAUGCGACUAAAUUUAACAUUCAUUCAUCUUUGACAUUGAAAUCCCCUCCCCGUACGAACAUCCCCGUGCAAGAGGAGUCUGCGGAACGGUCCGUCGUGUACCGUUACGCUGUUACUAUGCAUUUCUGUAAAACAUAACUAAAUAGUAAAUAAAAAGCAAAUAAAAAAGUUUUCUUUUUAAUUAGCAAAAGCACCGCAAGUUGGCCCAUUGUUUUUAAUUUCUUUUUUCUUUUCUUUUUUUUUGUGGUAGACUAUUUUUCGUUAUACUGUAGUCAAACACUAAUUCAAUAUGAAAAGUUAGUGGCCAGUUUAUUAGAUUAAGCAACGUUGCCUUUAUGGUAUAUAAAUAUAGCCUACUAGUCUUCCCCAGAGAUGCAGCUUGUCACUAAAUUCAUGUGACACGUGAUGGCAACGUGAAGAAUGUAAUAGCGCAGACACUCCAAACCCAUUCAACCCAUCUCCGCAAAAACUGCCCUAAUUUUUUUUCCUGCACCACAACCGCGCGAUUUAAUCGGAUUACAACAGACAUCGGAAAUUCAAGACCGACGCGGAAGAUCACGGUUACCCGUGGAGGCACUUCGCGAGUACUGUGACCAACGUAGACGGCACGAUGCAGGACACGGAGUUCUUCACGCAAUGAAUCCGGCGAAUGGGACUGACACUGAGGCGGAAACAGAUGUCUACAUUUUCGGCGCUGGCACUUACAAACUUCUUGCCUUCACUAUCGGGACCAUCGGGGUAUUUGGUUUCUGCAACAACAUCCUUGUCAUUGCGCUGUACUACAGAUUUAAGAGACUCCAGACGCCCACGAAUUUGUUAUUGGUCAACAUAAGUAUAAGCGACUUGCUAGUGUCUCUUUUUGGGAUUAACUUUACCUUGGUUUCGUGCAUCAAAGGAGGGUGGAUAUGGAAUUCAGCAACAUGCGUCUGGGAUGGCUUCAGCAACAGUUUCUUCGGUAUUGUGUCCAUUAUGACGCUGUCCGCGCUGGCCUACGAACGCUACAUCAGGGUGGUGCACGCCAAGGUGGUGGACUUCCCCUGGGCCUGGAGGGCCAUCACGCACAUCUGGCUCUACUCGCUGGCCUGGACGGGGGCCCCGCUGCUCGGGUGGAACCGCUACACCCUGGAGAUCCACCGGCUGGGCUGCUCGCUGGACUGGUCCUCCAAGGACCCCAACGACGCCUCCUUCAUCCUCCUCUUCUUCAUGGGCUGCUUCUUCGUGCCGGUGGGGAUGAUGGUCUAUUGCUACGGCAACAUCCUCUACACCGUGCGGAUGCUUCGGUCGAUCGAAGACCUCCAGACAGUGCAGAUCAUUAAGAUCCUUCGCUAUGAGAAAAAGGUGGCGGUCAUGUUCCUGUUGAUGAUUUCCUGUUUCCUGGUGUGCUGGACCCCGUACGCCGUGGUGUCCAUGCUCGAGGCCUUCAGCAAGAACCGCGUCGUCACGCCCAUGGUCGCCAUCAUACCCUCUUUUUUCGCGAAGUCCAGCACGGCCUACAACCCCAUAAUCUACAUAUUUAUGAGCAGAAAGUUCCGUCGAUGUGUCCUGCAGCUGCUGUGCAUCCGUCUGUCCCGACUGCAGCACAGCAUUAAGGACCGCCCCCUGACCAGCGUCGAGCGCCCCAUCCGCCCCAUCGUCAUGUCCCAGCGAGGCGCAGGGGACCGGCCCAAGAAGAGGGUGACCUUCAGCUCCUCCUCCAUCGUCUUCAUCAUCGCCAGCAAUGACGCCGAGCACCUGGACGUCACCUCCAUGAACGACGCGUCCGAAGUCAACGUCAUCCAGGUGCGACCGCUGUGACGGCCGCCCUCGGGACGCUUCGCAGUCACAGCAGACCUCGUUUCAAAAUCUCUACCAGCCAAAGCAGCCAGGACAGGUGACUCCCCUCUGGGUUCUAAGACUUAUGCAGGACACCUCCCUGCACUACUCUCUCCCCCCCUCCCCCUUCUGCCCAGGAAAAGUGUUCAACCAACCGUGUCAGGUGACCUGCGCACGCAAACGAUUACCCGAAUGUGUUCUAGGCAUGCAGAACUUAACACAGUUCAUCGGUCCUGUCAGGAAGGACUGCUUAUCGUGUUGUAGUGAUGUAGAUCGGUUAGAUUUUUUAAAAUGACAUCAGUGUGAGGCUGAAAGGUGUACCCGUUGGCGCUUUACAUUGCAAGGGGACUUGACCUCACAUCCUGUCCUGAUCAUGGACAGUCGGGGAUUUCUGGAGAAGGUGAGUCACUGAAGGACUGAACCUGAGGGUCACAGCCCGAGCACAACCUGGUCUACUUGGUUUAAAAGCCCAAAAAACUGUGACCCUUUGCCCUCCGUAAUACCUCACAAA
This is a messenger RNA of Anguilla anguilla (European eel), 3092 nucleotides long. RefSeq names its product opsin 3 (gene opn3). The transcript is spliced from 4 exons. Gene Ontology annotation, molecular function: G protein-coupled receptor activity. Gene Ontology annotation, biological process: G protein-coupled receptor signaling pathway; visual perception. Bases 1406 to 2563 code for a protein of 385 amino acids. Lineage: Eukaryota; Metazoa; Chordata; Actinopteri; Anguilliformes; Anguillidae. The record is from RefSeq and is a predicted model, not a curated record. Gene Ontology annotation, cellular component: membrane; photoreceptor outer segment.